Grammomys surdaster is the source of this 2783-nucleotide messenger RNA. It is a transcript of the gene Colgalt2, whose product is annotated as collagen beta(1-O)galactosyltransferase 2. The transcript has 12 exons. Bases 3 to 1880 code for a protein of 625 amino acids. NCBI's taxonomy places the organism in Eukaryota, Metazoa, Chordata, Mammalia, Rodentia, Muridae. Gene Ontology annotation, molecular function: procollagen galactosyltransferase activity. The record is from RefSeq and is a predicted model, not a curated record.
ACAUGGCUGCGCGCCGCGCCACCGUCGCCUGCGCGCUGUUGCUGCUGUCCUCCGCCCUGCUCCGUCGCGGCUGCCGGGCGCGCUUCGCCGCUGAGCCCGACUCGGAUGAAGACGGGGAGGAAACGGUGGCGUUCCCCGAGUCGCCCCUGCAGAAACCCACGGUGUUCGUGGCCAUCCUCGCCCGCAACGCCGCGCACACGCUGCCUCACUUCCUCGGCUGCCUGGAGCGGCUGGACUACCCCAAGAGCAGGAUGGCCAUCUGGGCGGCCACUGAUCACAAUUUGGACAAUACAACAGAAAUACUCAGGGAGUGGCUGAAAAAUGUGCAGCGUCUGUAUCACUAUGUUGAGUGGAGGCCCAUGGACGAGCCAGAGUCUUACCCUGAUGAAAUUGGACCAAAGCACUGGCCAAGCUCCCGGUUUGCUCACGUCAUGAGACUGCGACAGGCAGCCCUUCGAACUGCGAGGGAAAAAUGGUCCGACUAUAUCCUGUUCAUAGAUGUCGACAACUUCCUGACUAAUCCACAGACCCUGAACCUAAUGAUUGCAGAAAACAAAACCAUCGUGGCGCCUAUGCUGGAGUCCCGGGGUCUGUACUCUAACUUCUGGUGUGGAAUCACACCUCAGGGCUUCUACAAGAGGACCCCAGACUACCUUCAGAUUAGAGAGUGGAAGAGGAUGGGCUGCUUCCCCGUCCCCAUGAUCCAUUCCACCUUCCUGAUUGACCUCAGGAAAGAGGCCUCUGACAAGCUGGCUUUCUACCCCCCACACCAGGACUACACCUGGACCUUUGAUGACAUCAUUGUUUUUGCCUUCUCCAGCAGGCAAGCAGGCAUCCAGAUGUACCUAUGCAACAAAGAACACUAUGGCUACCUGCCCAUCCCUCUGAAGCCCCACCAGACGCUGCAGGAGGACAUCGAGAACCUCAUCCAUGUACAGAUAGAAGCAAUGAUUGACCGUCCUCCAAUGGAGCCUUCCCAGUUUGUGUCAGCUGUCCCUAAGUAUCCAGACAAGAUGGGAUUUGAUGAGAUUUUUAUGAUCAACCUCAAACGCAGGAAGGACAGGCGGGACAGGAUGCUGCGCACACUCUACGAACAGGAGAUUGAGGUCAAGAUCGUCGAGGCCGUGGAUGGGAAGGCACUCAACACAAGCCAGCUGAAGGCCUGGAACAUUGAAAUGCUACCAGGUUACCGGGACCCCUACUCCUCCAGGCCUUUAACCAGGGGCGAAAUUGGCUGCUUCCUUAGUCACUUCUCUGUCUGGAAAGAGGUGAUUGACCGAGAGCUGGAGAAGACCCUGGUCAUUGAGGAUGAUGUGCGUUUUGAGCAUCAGUUUAAGAAGAAGCUGAUGAAGCUGAUGGAGGACAUUGACAAGGCUCAGCUGGACUGGGAACUGAUUUACAUCGGUCGAAAAAGAAUGCAAGUCAAAGAGCCAGAGAAGGCGGUGCCCAACGUUGUAAAUCUCGUCGAAGCCGAUUAUUCCUACUGGACGCUGGGCUACGCCAUCUCCCUAGAAGGUGCACAGAAGCUCGUUGGAGCUGAUCCUUUUGGGAAGAUGUUGCCAGUGGAUGAGUUUCUGCCAAUCAUGUAUAACAAGCAUCCUGUGGCCGAGUACAAGGAGUAUUAUGAGUCCAGGGACUUGAAAGCCUUCUCUGCAGAACCUCUGCUCAUCUACCCCACGCACUACACAGGCCAACCAGGCUAUCUGAGCGACACAGAAACGUCAACCAUCUGGGACAAUGAGACAGUGGCCACUGACUGGGACAGGACACACUCCUGGAAGUCCCGGAAACAAGGACACAUCCACAGCAAUGCCAAGAACACAGAAGCACUACCACCGCCAACUUCUCUGGAUACCGUGCCUUCAAGGGAUGAACUCUGAGAGCUUCCUGGCUGUGUGGUCCACAUGGUUCAUCACUGUCUGGGUUUUCUAAAGGGCUACUCAUCUGUUUGUGCCAGUUUUGGUUUUGUUUUUUGUUUUUUGUUGUUGUUUUUGUUUUUUGUUUUGUUUUUUAGAGAUGGCAGUCAUCUAAUCAGGUGGUUUGAUGUGAUUCAUCAAAAUUAUAUAAUUCAAAUAGUGAAGAACGGAGAAAUUGAAAACCAAAUUCCCUAGGAAACCAUUCCUGGGAUGGCUGUUAAACCUCAGUCCAAAUGCCCAGUUCUGCUCACUGGCCAUAGAACACUGUUAGCCACACUGAUGUGACAACAGGGUUCAUAUUCUCAUCCAAGAAAUGACACCCUGAGCUGUCACAUCAGUAAGUGGGCAGUCAACACAGACAAGGCAGUGGAUCUUGUUUAUUAAUCUGAGUAGUCCAUUUUAUGUGGCAGAUUCGACCCUGAAACCAUUAAGCCAUCGAGACUACAUUUAUUCGUCUGUUUGAUGUGACCUUGAAAACUGUUCUAUGUAACAAGUGUCUGGGGCUGGGGAACCAAACCAUUAAUUGGGCUUUUAUUCAAAGGAGCUCUGUCAUGAGCUUGUUACAAAGUGAACGUUUUAUUCUUGGCUUUAUUAUCCAGUGGAGUGGGAGCUGGGGAGAUGGCUCAGUGGUUAUUAUCCAAUGGAGUAAGUAACUGGUUUGGGCUGAGACACAGCUCUUGACCAUCAUGGCAGCUAGAACUUUCAUUAAAAUGUCUAGUGCCAUGUGGCUAUGAUAUUUAUGGGGGAAAGAUCUCAACCUUUGGCAUUUGUAUUGUGGCUUAAGUCCAAUAUAUCUAUUUAUAAAGAAAACUGUAAUAUAUACAGGUUGUGAGGGAUGGGGUGACCCAGAACCUCACAUGUUAUGUG